This is a messenger RNA of Pantherophis guttatus, 3088 nucleotides long. The record is from RefSeq and is a predicted model, not a curated record. NCBI's taxonomy places the organism in Eukaryota, Metazoa, Chordata, Lepidosauria, Squamata, Colubridae.
GGUGGAGAUUGGUCUUGGGGGUCUCUGUCCUGGGAGUGGGGGGCUUUGUGUCUGUCCAGGAGGGAAGAGCCACAACGUUUAGGGAGGUAGAAGGGAGAAUUUGGGGAUCAUCUCGAGGAUCUUAAUAUUGUUCUCGAGCUUAGCAAUUCUGAGAGAGGUGGGGACUCCAACUUCCAGAGUUCCCAGUCAGCAUGCUUUGGCACAGGGGUUGUUUUUUUUUUCUUCUUCUUCAAACCUUCAGACGUGCGGACUUUCCAACUACUAAGAAUUUCCCCCAGCCGGGAUGCUGGAAACUCUUUUCACUUAACUAGGUUUAGAAUUUUACAAACUCCUCAUCUUUUGGAAAGAUACGUUGAGAUGCCUGGUAACCUUUAAUGGACUUUUAUCGAACAAUGAAGACUUUAAUGAUUUAUUUAUAGAUAAGAGAGGAGAGGUUGCUGUACAACAUGAGGCUGAAUGAAAGGCUGGUCAGGCCCUUCCAAGCUCCUGCCAAGGUCCAAAACUUCUCAGGUAGUCAAGUGUUUUUGUUCAGAAGCAGCAGACAAUCCGAUUCGGAGGACUCGUCAGAGGAGGAGUUCAACGCCACGGAAUUACGCGCAAGGGGGAAAGACCCCCAACAACCCUCCAGUUCUUCCCAGAAUAGAGUUGGGGACGUGCGGCUUCUAGAACGGGUCGUUAAAAAAGACGACAACCUCAACAAGUUGGCUCUGCAGUACGGGUGCAAAGUUGAAGAUAUCAAGAGGGUUAAUAACUUUAUCCAAGAACAAGACUUCUACGCCCUGAAAUCCAUCAAGAUUCCGGUCAAGGUUAACGGACUACUGACGGAGACCAGCGAUGAGUUGCUACCCCUCCAUACUCCUGCUUUGCUCCUGGAACACUCUGUAUCCAUAGAUCCAGGAAACAGGAGUGGCGACCAUGCACAAAUUGACCAAUAUUUCAGAGGAAUUGACCAAAACAUUGAAACGGUGACACAGAUAGAAAUCCCUUCUUGCGCAGAUCCUUUCAUUGAACCUUCGAACCGGUCAUCUCGGGAGCAGAAAGCAACCUGCACCGGAGCAGAUUACGGGAUCCAGUGGUGGAAAGCAGUCUUUCUUAUGCUCCUGAUAGGAAUUGUUUUACCUGUGUUUUACAUCGUCUAUUUUAAGACCCAGCAAGUAGAUGUGGUUCCCAGUACCUCUAACACGACAGACCCUGUUAAAAUCUCAGUGAACAAUUCUUCAGUCGGAAGGCCAAACUAUGCUGGGCAGGAAAACGGCAUCACUGUCCAUACUACUAAACAAGCUUUCAUCCAGUCAGGGGGGGUGACAUGACCCGGCCUCCUUCCCCUGCCCCAAAUGAUCUGGAAGUAACAACAGAUUCUGGGGUUCCCCAACCCCACCCCAAGUACAGUAUUGAUCAGUGGAGCAUAUCUUUGUUGUUUGUGGUUACUAACGAAUUUUUGAGCGAAGACCAGGCAGAGGAACAACAGGGAGCAAAAUGAGUCAUGGAAGAUAAAUUAGCCAGUGGUGAGUCUGCUCUCACUGGGUAGGAAAGGCUGUUUUUUUAAUACCAAAAAUCAGGACGGAAUCCCAACCUGCUGCGGCAUCCUACAAAUGUCCAGGUUUUCCUCACUAGGCCUCAGCUUCCAAAUUAGUUUAAUUUGGAAGCUAAUUUAAUUAGUUGAAUUAAACAUUUUCUUCUGAAACUUCUCUUUUCUUGGAUUUAUCCAUGGUUGGCCUACCGGGGGUUGAAAAGCUCAAUAAAUUGUAUGCCGGCGGGUGUCGCGCAUUGGUGGUUGUGACGCAUAUUUUGAGUGACGGAGCCGCAGCAGAGGGGUAAAAGAGCCACAUGUGGCUCCAGAGCCGCAGGUUGCUGACCCCUGGUUUAGUCACUGUUAUACAACAGCACUGGAAAAAAAAGUAACUUAUGACCAUUUUUCACGCUUGUGACGGUUCAAGCAUUCCCAUGGUCACAUGAUCAAAAUUCGAAUGCUUGGUAAUCAAUUAUUUGACUAAACCUAACUAGUUUCAGUAAAGACGCAGUGGAGAACUUUUGCCUUGGACCUUGGGCAAUUGUUUCCAAAAUGCUGGCUUUCCUCCCUCUCUUUCAUUGUUUGAUUAGCGGUGAAUCUAAUCUCAGAAUUAGAUGAAAUACGCAAGAGCAAAAAACCAGCAGUGGGAUAAUUGGACUUUCCUCAUUGCUCUCUAUAAAAUAUCAAUCAUCAAAGGGAAAAUAUUAAAAAGUACUUCCCAAUUGUGUCUACCCAUGGAAAAUAGUACAAAGAUGAUGCAAUGCCAAUAAAGGAGAAUAUUUGUUGAAACGGGUCCUUGAUGCUCUCUGAUCUUGGUUGUUUUGUUGCAGAGGUUUUCACAUGACGAAUAUACCUAGUUUGGGUAUAUAUAUCUGCAAGACAACCAAGCUCAGAGCUCUAUGGGCCCCUCAAUUAACACUCUUUGAAAUGCAUUUCUUUCAGAUGAUAAAACAAGACUUCCUUAGGUCCAUACCUGAUUGGCUUGCUAAUUUCCAUUUCCUCUUCAUUCGAGUAACUGACAAGCCAAUAACGAAAACAGGAUACCAACGUUUAUAAUUCUGUGGUGCAGCAGAUUCCUGAACGAGAACAUUCCUGUUCAUUGAUGUUAAUGCAAUCCAGUUAACCAAUCUUGAGUAAUGCAAGCAAAUAAAGUCCUAUGAUCCCAAAUCAUGUAUCGUAUCUUUCAUUAUCGGUUAUCUUGUCAAAUGUAAGACAAAUGAAACAUUUAACGGAUUUAUUGCACUACUGAAGUUCGUUCUUUCAACACGUCAAUUGGGCCAGGAGAAAAUUUUGAUGGAAAUGGGAGCAUCUUUAAUAUGAGGAAACAGAGCUUGUCCCUCUUCACUCUUCCUAUGCAAAACUGCCUUUUUUCACCUUGUCCUCCACUGUUGUAAUUAAAAAAUAAAUAAGUAUUUCCCUCUUCUAAAACUCAAAUACUAUAAUUAAAAGGACCUAAGCAAACCUGAUUUUUGGUUGAAGUAGUUUAAGAAUCUUUGGAAUAUUUUUAAUUGAGUAUUUAAACUUAUCAUCUUUGAGCUAUGACUCUAUGUUUUAAUAAAGUUGAAGUAUUAAGUUUUA